Capronia coronata CBS 617.96 is the source of this 717-nucleotide messenger RNA. RefSeq lists its product as uncharacterized. The record is from RefSeq and is a predicted model, not a curated record. The transcript has a single exon. The coding region runs from base 1 to 717 and encodes 238 amino acids. Lineage: Eukaryota; Fungi; Ascomycota; Eurotiomycetes; Chaetothyriales; Herpotrichiellaceae.
AUGCCUAGCAGGUUAUGGACUUUUCUCUCCAUCCACCAAGAGAUGAUCCGGGGGAGAUCCGCACGUCCGCAAUGUGGUGCCAACAGGAAACCACAGAGAGAAGAAAAGCAAAAGGAUGGGCCCCGCGAGCAAGUGUUCAAACCUGAGUGGUUUGCUGGAAACCCGGAUAUCGAAGAUGAAGAAGACAACGGCGACAAGACGAGAAACACGUGCCUAUGCGAAGGAGAAACCGACGUUCGAACCACGGGCAUCAACUUGUAUCAGCCGGUCGAGGGAAGGCGAGCUUAUCCAUCUUACCUCAGAAUCUACGGGCCAGGCAGGAUGCUUGUCAAAGGCAGCACCUGCCGAUACAUCAUGGAACUCCACGAGCAAGGACUGCAGCCCAGCAGAAUAGCCAGCAAAAUCCUGGACAUGUCAUAUGCUGAGGUCUAUACGGCCGCCGAGAUCCGCGCUGUCAUCCACUCUUGCACAACGCUCGAUCUCAAUGGACACUCACCGCUUGCGACCGAGAGCUGGGAGCAGGAACCAAUUGAGGGGUGGUGGUUCAAGGAGGAAAGCUACUGUGAGGCGUUGAGGCGACAACUGCCAGUGGACAAAGACGUCUGCGGCUAUGACUGCGACGAGGGAUGGUGGAAGGACAGGCAACACGAAGACAACCGAGACUGGGUGCGUUUCGGCGAGAGAUCAAUCGGCUCACACAGUCAGAGGAGGAACUAG